Molecule: messenger RNA, 483 nt
Organism: Cooperia oncophora
Lineage: Eukaryota; Metazoa; Nematoda; Chromadorea; Rhabditida; Trichostrongylidae
Source: the annotation of a GenBank genome assembly
AUGCAGAAUGACGUGAAACUGCCUCCCGCCGAGAGGCGAAAUUAUAAACACGCUGUCGAUGGAGUGUUCCGUAUUCUCCGGGAAGAAGGGAUGAAACGCCUUUUCGGUGGUGCCACAAUGGCAACUUCAAGGGCAGUCCUGAUGACCAUUGGUCAGCUGUCUUUCUACGAUCAGAUCAAGCAAAUGCUAAUCGAAAGCGGCAUUGCCAAGGACAAUCUCUACACUCACUUCACGAGCAGCUUCUGUGCGGCCAGUAUUGCCACGAUGUUAACGCAGCCGCUGGAUGUCAUGAAAACUCGACUGAUGAAUGCACCUCCUGGGCAAUUCAAGGGCCUUGUUGACUGUUUCUUCUAUACGGCUAGGCUGGGACCAGCUGGAUUCUUUAAGGGCUUCGUUCCGGCAUGGGUUAGACUCGCACCUCAUACAGUGCUCACAUUUAUAUUUUUCGAACAACUCCGUUUUAACUUUGGUUAUUUCAAAUGA